CCUCAUUCACUGUUCAUACCGGGUCUCCGCACGUGUGCAAAUAGCCCCAAUCCACUCUACUUGAGCUAGUCACUGGACAUAGACACCAACAACUCAUUAUAAAAAAUGACUUCGAGAGAAAUAACCGCCCAGUAUUUAAUAAUGCGAGAUAGAUACCAGACCUACUCAUGUGUUGAGUGGGAAUACGCGCGACUCCGCGCAUCGCUAUCAUCUGACCUCACCAUCCAGAUGACCGUAUCUACAUGGCAGCCCAGAUGACAACCACGGCUGACUACUCCAACGAGAAUAAAUAAGUGUGUAUUCUCCAAUACCAACAUGAUAUGCCUCAAUAUCUUUUGCACCUAUCCCAGUUGUGCUAUAUCCACGCUAUACUAUGAAAACUAUCAGCCUUGCGACGCUCAUCCUCGGUGUAUCGGCAGUGCACCACCAGGCUACAUCGCUAAAAAAGACAUCGAAUAGCGCCAGGAUCGAGCCCCUGAGGACGGACCAGUCGGUUUUCAGCCCGUUGGACGUGGAUGAGAGUCGUGGGUUCCCUUUCCUACUUUUUUUUGAUCUGUGCUUCUUCCAGCGGAGGAUUCAGAAACUGUAUAUGUUUGAUCUGACAAAAUAAGGUUGCUAUGUGUGCUCCUCGCCUUGUUCGGGUGCUGUGUGCUGUCAUGGGGCUUUUCCGCAAUGUUGCACUGAUGGCUCGUAUUGCUAUUGCUGUGGGGAUUAGUUUGGGCUUGGGCUGGGGGAUUAUCUAUUAUUGAUGGCUUUUUGAUUCCUUUUCUCUCAUUAUGGUCUGCUGCUGAGAUGUCGCAGUUUCGUUGCUUUGCUGAUUUACUCUGCUAGUUUUAGGUUAAUGACAUAGAAUGACUUACAAAUUACAGUCUGUA
Messenger RNA from Aspergillus candidus, 875 nucleotides. RefSeq lists its product as uncharacterized. The transcript is spliced from 2 exons. The coding region runs from base 374 to 610 and encodes 78 amino acids. NCBI's taxonomy places the organism in Eukaryota, Fungi, Ascomycota, Eurotiomycetes, Eurotiales, Aspergillaceae. The record is from RefSeq and is a predicted model, not a curated record.